ACGACGACGACGACGACGUGUGCGUGCAAAUUUGUUUAUUCUAUUUGCAAAAUAAUAUAACUUAACAAUCUAUAAAACCAUGGCUUCGCAUCCGGUGUUUAUAGACCUAUCGUUAGAUGAACAGGUGCAAGAGCUGCGCAAGUAUUUUAAAAAGCUUGGCGCCGAAAUCUCAUCGGAGAAAUCGAAUAAAGGCGUGGAAGAUGAUUUGCAUAAAAUAAUCGGCGUCUGUGAAGUCUGCUUCAAAGACGGUGAACCAGCUCAGAUUGAUGGAAUUCUCAACAGCAUUGUGUCCAUUAUGAUAACGAUACCUCUGGAUCGUGGUGAGAACAUUGUGUUGGCCUAUUGCGAAAAGAUGACCAAGGCGCCCAACCAGCCGCUGGCAAAAGUGUGUCUGCAGUCGCUGUGGCGUUUAUUCAACAAUCUGGACACAGCCUCUCCAUUGCGCUACCAUGUCUACUAUCAUUUGGUGCAGGUGGCCAAGCAGUGCGAUCAGGUGCUAGAGGUGUUCACUGGCGUCGAUCAGCUAAAGUCGCAAUUUGCCAACUGCCCGCCGUCCAGUGAGCAGAUGCAAAAGUUGUACCGUCUGUUGCACGAUGUCACCAAGGACACCAAUCUGGAGCUGUCUUCUAAGGUCAUGAUUGAGCUGUUGGGCACCUAUACGGCAGACAAUGCGUGCGUUGCUCGUGAGGAUGCCAUGAAGUGCAUUGUCACCGCCCUGGCCGAUCCCAAUACAUUCCUGCUCGAUCCUUUGCUAUCGCUGAAACCCGUGCGCUUCCUGGAGGGUGAUCUGAUACACGACUUGUUGUCCAUCUUCGUGUCCGACAAGCUGCCCUCGUAUGUGCAGUUCUAUGAGGAUCACAAGGAGUUUGUCAACUCGCAGGGCCUGAACCACGAGCAGAACAUGAAGAAAAUGCGUCUGUUGACAUUUAUGCAGCUGGCCGAAAGCUAUCCUGAAAUGACUUUCGAUACGCUGACCAAGGAGUUGCAAAUCGGCGAGGAUGAAGUGGAGCCAUUUGUCAUCGAAGUGCUGAAGACAAAGCUGGUGCGUGCGCGUCUGGAUCAGGCCAAUCGCAAAGUUCACAUUUCCUCGACAAUGCAUCGCACCUUUGGUGCACCACAAUGGGAGCAGCUGCGCGAUCUGCUCCAGGCCUGGAAGGAGAACCUUAGCUCGGUGCGCGAGGGAUUGACGAAUGUAUCAUCUGCACAACUGGAUCUGGCACGCACGCAAAAGCUGAUACAUUAAGAAGAAAAUAAAAACAAAUACCUAAGUGACGUCAAGAACAAAUAAAAAGCGCGGGUAAAGUUUUACA
Molecule: messenger RNA, 1310 nt
Organism: Drosophila novamexicana
Lineage: Eukaryota; Metazoa; Arthropoda; Insecta; Diptera; Drosophilidae
Gene: eIF3m
Product: eukaryotic translation initiation factor 3 subunit M
Exons: 3
Coding region: 80-1243 (387 amino acids)
Biological process (GO): cytoplasmic translational initiation
Cellular component (GO): cytoplasm; eukaryotic translation initiation factor 3 complex
Molecular function (GO): translation initiation factor activity
Source: RefSeq, a predicted model, not a curated record